UCCCAGCGGACGCGAUGGCAGACGACGACCAUAGCCUUCUGGAGCCAUGGUACUACAUCCGCGCGAUGCCCGGCAAGAACAUCCGGGCCAUCAUGGUCGACGCGUUCCAGCUCUGGCUCGCGAUUCCGGACGACAAGGUGGCGGCGAUCAAGGACAUUGUGGGCACGCUCCACGACGCGAGCUUGCUCAUCGACGACAUUGAAGACAACUCGGAGCUCCGGCGCGGGCAGCCGGUGGCGCAUGCCAUCUUUGGGAUUCCGUCGACGAUCAACUGCGCCAACUUUGCCUUCUUCCUCGCGCUCGAGCGCUGCAACGCGCUCGGGAGCCCGCGUGCGAUGGAGCUGUACAUUCGCGAAAUGAUCAACCUCCACCGCGGCCAAGGCCAGGACAUUUUGUGGCGUGACACGGCAUCGUGCCCGACCGAAGACGCGUACAAAGCCAUGGUCAUCAACAAGACAGGCGGCCUCUUCCGCCUCGCCGUCGGUCUCAUGCAAGCGUUUAGCGACUGCACCUCGGACUUUAUUCCGCUCGUCAACUCGCUUGGCCUGUAUUUCCAGAUCCGCGACGACUAUAUCAACCUCGUCGACACCGAUUACAUGGAGCACAAGAGCUACUGCGAAGACUUGACCGAAGGCAAGUUUUCCUUUCCGCUGCUCUAUGGGAUCCAGAAGGACCCGAGCGACCACCGGCUCCUGAGCAUCCUCAAGCAACGCACGACCAACCGCAGCGUGAAGGAGCACGCUGUCAAGUACCUCGCCGAGACGGGCGCGUUCGAGUACACAAAGGCGUAUCUCGAGGCGUUGUACACCGAGAUCCUCAGCGAAAUUGCUGCUUUGGGCGGCAAUCCGAUGCUCGUUGGCCUUGUCCAGAAGCUCCACGCGACACUGACCUCGGCCUCGUAGCGGGCAGAUGCGCCAGCACCCAGCAUCAUCAUCGUCAUGCAAUAGGACACUCC
Messenger RNA from Saprolegnia parasitica CBS 223.65, 955 nucleotides. RefSeq lists its product as hypothetical. The transcript is spliced from 4 exons. Bases 15 to 902 code for a protein of 295 amino acids. Gene Ontology annotation, molecular function: prenyltransferase activity. Gene Ontology annotation, biological process: isoprenoid biosynthetic process. NCBI's taxonomy places the organism in Eukaryota, Oomycota, Saprolegniomycetes, Saprolegniales, Saprolegniaceae. The record is from RefSeq and is a predicted model, not a curated record.